Molecule: messenger RNA, 2439 nt
Organism: Talaromyces atroroseus
Lineage: Eukaryota; Fungi; Ascomycota; Eurotiomycetes; Eurotiales; Trichocomaceae
Exons: 1
Coding region: 1-2439 (812 amino acids)
Source: RefSeq, a predicted model, not a curated record
AUGUCGCCCUCCGUAUCGAGAUUCACUUCGCCCCUACGGAUCAACGAGAAAGGAUCGCAGAGUAUCAGAGGUGGCGGAGCAGAAGGAGAAGAAAAAGGAAGGUCUGGCGAUAGCCUAGCGACAGAUAAUAAUCAUAGUGCUACUACUUCAACUCCCAUCUCCGCCACCAUCAACGAAGCCCUCCGCAACAACCCCUUUGGCAGCACAUCGCGAGCCCGAGCCCUCGAAGCCGAAGCGCAAGCAGCCUCUCUCUCGACGGAAGAACGACUUCGUCGCGAUCUCGAGGAUCUCAAUCGCUCGCUGGUCGUGCUCGCCGAUCUUUUCCCGGAUGUGCGCAUCGAGGUGUUUCGUGAGCUUCUGACUCGUUUUGAUGGUCAGAGUAGACUGCAUGUUUGCGUCGAGCAGUUGCUGAGGCAUAAAGAGCAGUGGGUUCAAGGGCGCUGGAAUGUACCGGUUGAUGAUAAGAAAGUGGUGGGUGUGGAAGUUGUCGCAAAUCCAGUUGACGGUGCAGGUGCCGUGGCUCCCGAAGAGCUUUUUCGGAGCGAGAUAUACAGGAAUACCGUGACAACUGUUUUGUGCAAAGAAUUCAGCGGGCUUAGUCGGAGCACCAUUAAAGGAGUUCUGGCUGAGGUCAAUUACUCAUAUACCCGCGCGCGACCAACACUCAAAGAGCUAUCUAGAAAAGGUUGGCGUGCUACAUUCAUUAAUUUGAAUCCGUUCAAGCGCAAAAAGGACAGCAACAGAGACGACAAUCCCUUGGUCAUCUGGGAACGGUCUGCAUGUGGUAGAGAUGGCGACAAUGGCCCGCCACCACUCGUUCCACGACUCAAGCAGCAGACCGGAUCUGAUGAACUGGAUCAAGAGAUACAUCAGACUCUGAUUGGCCCAUUUCUGCGUGAGCAAAAAGAAACGCAAGAAUGCCAAGAUUAUUGUCUUGCGACGGAACUCAACGAGCAAGAGGCCACGGCUAGCAACGCGCUGUACGAGUGUGAGUGUUGUUUAGACGAUGUUACAUUCGAGCAAGUCUCGGCCUGUUCGUCCGAGAGCCAUAUGAUAUGUUUCAGUUGCAUACAGAGAACGCUCCACGAAGCCGUCUUUGGGCAAGCAUGGGACAAGUCGGUAGAAUCGGAACGAUCAACGCUCAAAUGUGUAGCGCCCGUGAGCCACGGUGUGUGUGAAGGAUAUCUAGACCCGAUGCUUGUCAAGAGAGCUAUUCUCUCUGAGAAGGCCGGUUCGGAGACCUACCGCAAGUUCGAGGAUCGUUUGGCCUCAGAAGCCUUAAUGCUGAAAGCAAAUCUCAAGCUCAUUCGCUGUCCAUUUUGUUCUUAUGCAGAGAUCGACCCAGUUUUCCAUCCUUCUUCUUCAACCUCAAGUGGCGGAGGUCUUCGCUGGAAGUUCCGACGAGAUAAAACGCUCAUAUCUACGAUUGUCACGACCAUCUUACUUCUUGAUUUGAUACCCUUACUUUUGCUACCAUUUUUAAUAUUACUUCUACUCUACCCGCAAACAGCGACUACGCUAUUCCACAAUUCCUUACAGAAUCUCUGUCUCCGCUCACGCAGCCAACGGUUUACAUGCAAGAACCCAUCCUGUCGACAAAUCACCUGUAUGACCUGUCACAAACCCUGGCGGGAUCCGCACACAUGCGAAGAGCCCCUGCAACAAUCGUUACGAACAACCGUCGAAGCCGCGCGCACCGCAGCCGUGAAACGGACCUGUCCGCGCUGCAACCUAUCCUUCGUCAAAUCAUCCGGUUGCAACAAACUAACCUGCAUAUGCGGGUACUCGAUGUGCUAUAUCUGCCGCAAGGCAUUGAACCAUCGCCGUGGCGGCGUUGGCGAAGACGAUGCCGCAGAUCCAGACGCAGGGGAAAGUGGCUACAGGCAUUUCUGUGAGCAUUUUCGCGUUAUUCCCGGUACUCGCUGUACGGAGUGCAACAAGUGUGAGCUCUAUUUCGCCGAAGACGACGAGGCGAUUGCGCGCAAAGCCGGGGAAAAGGCAGAGCGAGAAUGGAGAUUGCGACAGUCUGUUCUUGCUAAUAACAAUAACAACGCUAACAAUAACGAUAUGCAUAAUAAUCAUCCUUAUCGCCAAAGAGACGGCAAUCCUACCAAUCGACCGACCACGACCAUGACAACAACAACAAGAUCUUCCAUUUUCCAAUUCCCGUGGAAACAAGCUGCUCCUCCUCCACGGCCACCACGACCACCACCAAAUCCCGAACCAACAAUACCCAUAGAUAGUAAUUACAAUAAUGAUAAUAAUAACAACAAACACGAUCCCUACCGCAUAUCAACAACAUACUACAACCACUUCAACCGCGCCUCAUGGCACUACUGGCUAAUCGACAUAUGGCAAGAGAAAGAUCGCUGGAAAUGGGAGGUUCAGUUUUGGACAGAUAGGCUUGUUGAGAGGGUUGUUGUGGUUGAUGUUCCUUAG